AUUUAUUAAACUUUUCUAAAACAAAAUACUUGAUUAGUAUAUCCACUAUAAUGGUAAAAAUGCCGAACAAUGAAGCAGAAAGUGAGGAUUCAGGUCCAGAUGUCAAUUCAAGUGAAUCUGAUUCCGAAAUGAGUGGCGACUUUAGCGAGUCGUCUGAAAUGACAGAAAACGAACUAAGAAUAGGAAGAAAGAUUGCAGAUUACCCAGAAAUAUUAAAUGAGCUUGAAAAACAAUUCUUCAUUUUAAGAGAGGAGUUGUACAAAGAACGUAUUAAACAAGUGGAUCACCAACUUCAUGAGAUUGAAAAUGGAAUGUCUAAAGAGUAUCUUGGUCCACUUCAAGCUUUGGCAGACAGAAUGAAUGCUCGCAAAGAAGUUGCUGAAAUCUUAAAGAAAUAUCGACUGGAAAAUAUACGCAACAAAUUUGAAUCUGAGGAGCAAGCUUCACGGCAGAAUUAUGAGAGUGAAAAGCAGAUUGCAGUCGACAAGCUUUUCGAAGAGCUUAAUGAAAAGAUAAGAAGACUUGAAGAAGAUAGCCAUAAUGUCGACAUAUCUUGGGCCGACUGGGGAUCUAAUGUUCGUUCAAGCAAAGUCCGUGGCCCAGGAAGAAAGAAACCCGUAACUGUAACAGGUCCAUACAUAGUUUACAUGCUUCGAGAGGAGGAAAUAAUGGAAGAUUGGACUCUUAUUCGAAAAGCUGUUAAAGGAAGUCGUAUGCACCAACAACGUGUUCAUUCAAUCAUUUAGUUCGUGCAAUUCCUCAGUAUAUUUCGUAAACUUUGUAAUUAUCUGUUAAUAAAGAUUUUUUAGAUGGACUAAGAAA
This is a messenger RNA of Clunio marinus, 822 nucleotides long. Lineage: Eukaryota; Metazoa; Arthropoda; Insecta; Diptera; Chironomidae. The record is from the annotation of a GenBank genome assembly.